Messenger RNA from Naegleria fowleri, 1341 nucleotides. RefSeq lists its product as uncharacterized. Lineage: Eukaryota; Heterolobosea; Eutetramitea; Acrasida; Naegleriidae. Bases 1 to 1341 code for a protein of 446 amino acids. The transcript is spliced from 3 exons. The record is from RefSeq and is a predicted model, not a curated record.
AUGGGAAAUGUCUCUUAUCGUAAACCCUCUCAGAACAACCUUUCCGAAGAGGAGUUGAGAGAAUUUUAUAAAUUGAAUACUCGAUUGGAUGUGAAUCGUUCGUUGUUUUCAAUAGGGCAUAACAGUAAAGGACAACUUGGGCUUGGAGAAGUAUCAAACUGUAGAAAUAUUGCUCGUCCUUUUCCAGUGAUUAACCCGAAAGGAUCGGGAGCUUUGAACAAGCCGAUCAAAAUUGUGAGCUGUGGAGCCUAUUAUGUCAUGAUCGUUACAGUAGAUAAUGAAAUUUAUGCAUGUGGUGAAAAUUCUUAUUCACAAAUCGGAGUUCCAUCAAAACAAUGUGCUUAUACUUGUUCAUUGGUUCCGAUUGAAUUGAAUUUUGAAUUUCCGAAACAAGUCAAGGUUAAAGAUGUCAAGUGUGGCCAAGCAUUUACCUAUAUUGUAAUAGAAUAUUUGGGAGAUCAAUUAUUGUUUGGAUGUGGAAGAAAUGUUGAUGGCCAACUUUCCCUCCCUAAACAAAUCAGUAUUGACCAUCCUCAAAUUGUUGAUGGCAUGCUUGGUAAGAAUAUCAAGUUUCUGGAAUGUGGAUACGCUCAUGCAGUUGCUGUCACAACCGAUAACAAAAUUUAUACAACUGGUGACAACAGAUAUAGGCAAUGUGGUCAUUCCUCUCCUGAUAAUAUUUUUCAAUUUAAAGAAUUAGUUUUAACAAAUAUUGAGAACCAGAAGAUUACAGCCAUAGCUUGUGGAUACUACCAUACUGUAAUUGUUGUGAAUGAUCGUACUGUCUAUGCAUUUGGAAUGAACAGAUGUUAUCAAUUUGGAAAUAAUUUAGAGGAUGGACCUCAUCUUUGUACAGAAAUAUUUAAGGCACCUCAAAACCAAUACAUCUUUAAAGUCGCUUCAGGACCAAGAUAUAUCAUCACUAUCACAUCUAGAGGAGAAAUUUAUUAUGCUGGCAAUGGAAUCACAUCACAUAACUUUGAGCGCUUGACAGAAGUCGAGAAGUAUAUCAACAACAAAAGUGCGGUCACAAAAAUUAGCAAUAUUGCAUGUGGUGAAUCACACUCAGUGAUUGUCUGUGAAGGUAGACGCGUUUUCGUACGAGGUGACAAUACCUAUGGACAGUUAGGGAUUGACAAACCGUAUACUGAAAUCGAGGAGUUGAAAUUGGAACAAUAUGGACUAAUGACAAGUUCCAAAUCGACCAUAACUUGUGUUGAUGCUGGAGACUAUUUCACAUUCUUUGGGGUUUCCAACGCACUUCAUGGUCAUCAGAUGUAUAGCACUCUUAAAAAAGAAGAUCAUCCAUUAUGUGAUGUGGUUAUUGGGUUCCAUUGCUGA